AUGCGCGUGCACAGCCAAGGGAUCGAAGUAGUUCCAACACGCAGUUGCCUCGAUUUUGCUGUUGAUGCGCUCGCGCGCCGCACAGUCUACAUCCAUCUAUCGUCGAAACUUCAUCGUUUCAGAGCGCGAUACGCUCGAAACAGAAAGAGAAAGAACAUGCCGUCGCUCACGAUAAACACUAUGACGAAGAACAGGUGUUGCGAACUCAGACGAACGAGUCCGACUAUCCAAUUCGACGAACCACGUUCUUCUACUCAUAUCCCGAAGAGCACAAACGGCGCCAUAUCUCGGAGUGCACGAACGGCGCCCACCGCACGACGUUUAUAUCCUCAAUCUCCUCCCUCGCUUGCCCACCUCAAGUAG
Molecule: messenger RNA, 363 nt
Organism: Peniophora sp. CBMAI 1063
Lineage: Eukaryota; Fungi; Basidiomycota; Agaricomycetes; Russulales; Peniophoraceae
Source: the annotation of a GenBank genome assembly